Molecule: messenger RNA, 2013 nt
Organism: Rhodotorula toruloides NP11
Lineage: Eukaryota; Fungi; Basidiomycota; Microbotryomycetes; Sporidiobolales; Sporidiobolaceae
Product: clock controlled protein
Exons: 4
Coding region: 1-2013 (670 amino acids)
Biological process (GO): regulation of transcription by RNA polymerase II; phospholipid biosynthetic process; endoplasmic reticulum unfolded protein response
Cellular component (GO): nucleus; endoplasmic reticulum
Molecular function (GO): transcription corepressor activity
Source: RefSeq, a predicted model, not a curated record
AUGGCUGCCGCCGCCCACCCUGCCCAGCCGUCUCAAGAGCUCUCCUUCGCCCCUCCACCUCAACGGCAUGCGCAACCAUCUCGCCACCCGGCCUCGUCCCAGGCGGAGCAGGAGACGGCGCAGGACGACUCGAUGACGGACGACAUGAAGAUUGCCAUCUCGGCGCUGGGCCUCAUGCGCGAGGGAUCGCUGGGAGCGGGACGGGCUCACGAGGCGGCCCCCGCAAUGGACCACGACGGCGCGAGCACCUCGAGCGUGCCGUUCCCGUCUGUCGGACAACCGCCUGCGUCGUUGGACUUUCGCGCACCGUCGGGCCUGACCCGUGGAGACCCGUCGAGGUCGACUUCCAUCGCGUCGACUGCAUCUGCCUCCGAGGCUUGGACGGGCGCCGGGACGAGCGACACGGGCUACUCUUCGCCCGCGACGAGUGCGAGUAUCUCGUGCGCAGUGACGGACGAUGCAGAGAUGAGCGAGAAAGGGCUUGGCGAGGCGGAACUCGAUGCUGAGGGAGCGGGCGAGGAGGGAGUGAACGGGGCCGAGGAUCCCAGGUUCAUGGCGCGCGUGUCGCAAUUGCCGAUUGUCAGCGGUGGACUGGAAUGGUACGAGCGGAGCAAGGCGAACUCGAGGGUCGUCAAGUAUGGCGCCGGUCUCGUCGAGUCUUCCUUCUCAGCCGUCUCCCGCCCGAUCGCCAACACCCAUCUCGGCCGCGCGACCGACGAGUUUGCCUGCCGCCAACUCGACCGUAUCGGUGCUCCCGGCGCUUCUCCCGGCCGCAAGUCUCCCGCUUCUCUCCACUCUCGCCAACUCCAAUCCGAAACUUCGCCAGUGGAAGAAGAUGGCCAGCCCGCAUCGCAGCGGCCGAGGCUCGACCAGCGCACCAGUUCGAGCUCGACGGUCGCGGGAGGAGCGGGAGGCGGACAGGUUGCGACGGUGCCGGGAGGUCAGAGGUCGAGGUGGCAGACUGUUUUGCUCGAAGCGGGAGGUUUAGGUGCGGCGGUGAGCGAGGAGAGCCUGAAGAGCCUGAGGUACUGCUUGCAGUGGUUGUUGUACGCAACGGCACACCUCGACCACCAGAUCGGCAUCCUGCGCGACUUUAUUAUCUCCCUCCGCUCUCACACCGGCGGCUCUUCCUCCCCUUCCUCGAACGCCCUUGUCGCCGCCUCCGCCUCCGCACAUCUCUCGCAGAUCAAGCACGACGUCGUCGAAACGAUUCGCAAGGUCGUCGAAGUCGUCUCGAAGUACGCUGGCGCUGCGCUGCCCGAACAGGCGAAGCGCUACGUCAGGCAGAGUAUUCUCGGUUUGCCCGUCAAAUGGGCGAGUGCGAUCGAGGGUGGAAGGAGGUUGAGGGAAGGCAGUGUGAGCGGAAUGUCGGCUGCGGGAGAGAGCGACUUCGGCACGCCUCGGCCGGAGAGGAUGCACGAGUCGUACUUCCCAGGCGCGGCGGGGCCGAGCAAGGGUCCUCCGGGCGGAUUGAGCGAGCAGGUGCAGGGCGGUCAGGCGUCGGCGGACCUCAACCCGACGGCGGAAGCGGCGGACAGGAUCUUGACCUUUGCGGUCGAGAGUCUCGACAUGCUUCGCUCGGUGACGGGUAUCUUUGGCGAGUCGGUCGAGCGUGCAGAAGCCUGGAUCGAGCGUCUCCGCGUUGUCGGCCUCGACCGUCAGCGUCAGCGUCAAACGGCAGCCGACGCACCCUCUUCCUUCUCUCCUCCCGCACCCUCACCCGCCCCUGCUCUUCCCGCGCCAGAUUCGGUCGGCCACACUCCUCCCGCCUCUCACCCCGCGACGUUCGGUUCCGGCGCUUCUUCGCCUGUCGUCGCUGGUACGAAGCGUCGCCGCGCGACUGCUACGUCGACGAUGGCGGCUGGUGCGGAAGUGGAGGGAGUGGCGGGGAGCAACGGCAGGGCGAGGACGACGGGCGUCGAUGCGGGACAAGCAGCGGAAGAGGCGGAGCAUUCGGGCGGGUCGCGGAGGAAGCGCGGUGCGUGGAGGGAGGGCGCGGAGAGCGGUGCAUGA